AUGCCUGGCAUCAUAGACCAAAAACUCAUUGAUGGCUCUCAGCGAUCACGAGAGACCAAUUCUUUCUCACAAGAAACGUCAUCGACGCAGGAGCCUGGUUCAUAUAGGCGUGAUGUUGAAGAUCAUUUAGAUGCAUUUGACCUCGAGUUGCUGGCCCAAUCCAGCGGAAUUGAAGCACCACCCCCGCCCCCACCAAUUCGAAGAGAGAUCCCACACUUCGAAAAUAUCCCUAUUUCCGUGCGAGGCAUGGUGCUGGUUUCAAAGGAUGCACUGCCGGACAGAUAUCGGGAUUUGUUCCCAUUCCCACUGUUCAAUGCCGUGCAGAGCAGAUGUUUCGACUCGGCAUACAAUUCUGAUUCCAAUCUGGUCCUUUCUUCGCCCACAGGAAGUGGAAAGACGGUUAUCACGGAGCUGGCUAUCUGCAGACUUCUCAAUGUGUUGAAGGAUGAGCGGUUCAAAGUCGUUUACCAAGCCCCGACCAAAUCGCUGUGCACCGAGCGAUUUCGCGAUUGGAAUAUCAAGUUCGCGGCUCUGGGUCUUAAAUGUGCGGAAUUGACUGGAGAUACCGAGUAUACGCAGCUACGGGGUGUGCAGAAUAGCCAGAUCAUUAUCACUACCCCGGAGAAGUGGGAUUCUAUGACCCGGAAGUGGCAGGAUCACAUGAAGCUGCUGCAGCUGGUGAAACUCUUUCUCAUCGAUGAGGUUCACUUUCUCAAAGAGUCCAGAGGUGCUACACUUGAAGCUGUGGUGUCACGCAUGAAGAAUAUCGGUUCGAAUGUUCGCUUUGUUGCUCUUAGUGCCACGAUCCCGAAUUCAGAGGACAUUGCGACUUGGCUGGGGAAAGAUGCCACUAACCAGCAUUUGCCAGCUCACCGAGAGCACUUUGGCGAAGAUUUCCGGCCGGUCAAGUUACAGAAGGUUGUUUAUGGAUACCAGUCAACAGUGAAUGAUUUUGCCUUUGACAAGAUUUGCGCCUCCAAAUUGCCUGAUAUUAUCGGAGUGCAUUCAUGUCAAAAGCCGAUCAUAAUUUUUUGCUGUACUCGCAACUCAUCUGCUGCAACUGCAAAGGAGCUUAGUCGUCUGUGGAACAUGACGAACCCACCUGCUAGGCUCUGGAAAGGCCCGACCAGACAAAUUCGAGUUAACAAUGAAGAUUUGAAUACCACAAUCUCCGCGGGAGUCGCGUUCCAUCAUGCAGGUCUUGGUCCGUCCGACCGACACGCCAUUGAGCAGGGGUUUCUCAACGGGCACAUCAACGUGAUAUGCUGCACUUCAACCCUUGCUGUCGGUAUAAAUCUACCUUGCCACCUAGUGAUAAUCAAAAAUACGGUCGGCUGGCAGGAAGGCGGCUGCAAGGAAUAUUCAGAUCUCGAAAUGAUGCAGAUGCUCGGGCGUGCAGGCCGACCCCAAUUCGAUGACAGCGCCGUUGCAGUCAUACUCACCCGCAAGGAACGCGUACCCCACUAUGAGAGACUGGUCUCCGGAACCGAGAGUAUUGAAAGUUGCUUGCAUCUAAACCUGAUAGAGCAUCUCAAUGCCGAGAUAGGAUUGGGAAAUGUCACAAACCUCGAAACGGCUACCAAGUGGCUUGCUGGGACUUUUCUUUUCGUGAGACUCCGUCGGAAUCCGACCCAUUACAAGCUCAAAGAAGGGGCCAGUCAGGAAGACGAAGACGAGUUGCUCCGACAGAUCUGUGAGAAAGACAUCAGUCUUCUUCAGGACUGUGAUCUAGUCGAAACUGAGACUCUGCGCUCGACUAAAUACGGCGAUGCUAUGGCUCGGUACUACGUUCGGUUCGAAACGAUGAAGAUCCUGCUUGGGCUGAAGCAAAAAGCAGAAUUGUCGCAGAUUGCAAGUAUUCUCGAUGUCAUUGUCCAAGCCGAAGAGUUCCGAGAAAUCCGUUUCAAGGUAGGUGAAAAGUCUCUUUACAAGGAGAUCAACCGGGACCAAGGACUUCGAUAUCCGAUCAAAGUCGACAUCGCUCUCCCAAUUCACAAAAUCUCCCUUCUUCUUCAGUCUGAACUGGGUGCAAUCGAGUUCCCAUGUGGAGACCAAUUUCAGAAACUCAAGUUCUCCCUCCAACAAGACAAGAACCUCGUAUUCGCCCAUGUGAACCGAUUGAUCCGAUGUGUAAUUGAUUGCAUGAUCGAACGUGAGGACUCCGUGUCCAUCUUGAAUGCACUGGAGUUAGCUAGAAGCUUUGGUGCGAAGGUUUGGGAUCAGUCACCCCUCCAGAUGAAGCAGAUCGAGCAGAUCGGAGUAGUGGCCGUUCGAAAACUUGCUGCUGCUGGGGUUACAGGCAUCGAGGAACUCGAAUGCUUAGAAGCUCAUGAGAUCGAGAUGACUCUCAGCAGAAAUCCCCCUUUUGGCACAAAGUUGCUCUGUCGACUGAAGGAGUUUCCUAGGCUGCGCAUUGAUGUGAAGAUGACUGGAAAAGAUGUGAAGAAUGGUUCAGUCACUAUUGGUUUCAAGCUUGAAGUGGCGUUCAUGAAUGAAAAGAUUCCAGCGUACUUUCUGGGUCGACCAGUCUACAUCUGCUGCUUGACCGAGACAUCCGACGGUCAAUUGAUUGAUUUCCGCCGGAUAAGUGCAAGCAAACUCCAUCACGGUCUAGAGAUUACCCUCGCUGCGAAUCUGAGGAGCGCGAGUCAAUACGUCGUAUGUCAUGCUAUGUGUGACGAUAUUGCCGGAACUGCAAGACAAGCCGAACUGAAGUUCAAUCUCUCCUCCCAUCUCCCAGCAAAGCAAGCUAGAACAAACGACCAAAGAAGCAUUGAGAAGCCUGGUAUAAUUACAAGCCAACAGCCUCAGAGUUUAUUGAAAGAACAGCCCAAGGCAUUUGUUGAGGCAGACUGUUUUGACGGUGACGACCUGGGCCUGGAUGACUUUCUGUUCGACAGUCCGCGUCCAGACAGGUCAAAGAAAAUUGCUUCCAUGAAAAAUACACAAAUCGAGGAAGAGGACUGGAUGUCUAUUGAUAGCAGUCCGAGCUCACGAAAAACAACGGAGGCCCAAAAAGCAAAAGGUGACAAGUGGAUCGCUGAUAUGGGACCACAGGAGCAGGAAGAAGACGAACCUGCCCGGCUUGCCAACGAUCAACCUUGCGCUAAUGAGGCCAGUUGCAAACAUCUAUGCUGCAGAACAGGCCUUGAGAAGCCUCCUAAGCCCGGCAAGAAACGUGCUACCGCAUCCCAGAAAGCCGAUGGGUUGAACCAGUUGACAUUGGCGGCUACAACAACCAAGAAGCGCUCCGAAAAGGAUGUCCAGAAAGAGAAUCGCAAGUCUGCAGCUAGGAAAAAGGCCACUGAAAGUGAGUAUUUGAGCCCGUUGAAGGGACAGGAGAAAUCAAAGAAAUCGAAGAAGCCCAGCACAGGAACUGGAGGAAGCAAAAAUGCGGCCCCGUCUUCAAGCAAGUACCAAGCCGUCCAAAGCUCUUCGAAAAUAACUUCCAGUGACUAUGGUGAUGACGAAUUCAGCGACUUCCCAUCCCCGUCGGAGCUUUUCAAAGAUGCAGGGUUCAAACAGCCCCUUUCGAUCGAAGUUCCGGAAAAUGGAGCAAAAUCCAAGUUCUUCGUCGACCUCACAACACCAAGCGGUGAUCCAACCCCAGAGACUACAGAAACUACAGAAACUACAGAAACUACAGAACCAACCGAUAUUUCAACGGAAGGAAUGCCGGCAUCUCCAGAGAACACCCACAAAAGUCACAGCACUGAGCUAUGGACAUACCCUACUUCAUCUCCUCAAAAGGAAAUCUUCACCAGUGCAGAUAGCAUCAAAAGCUCGGCACCAACUGCAUCUGCACCAUUGACUGCGCUGUCCGGGAAUACUCCUCACCUGAAACGAAAGGCGGACAGCAUCAACGAAACAAAAACUGAGCAAAGCAGGAAGAAAAUUGAGUGGCGCCCAAUGAAUGUCCCUGCGACGAAGCAUGAUGACGACCAACUAACCGAAUCUGAGGGUUCUCCCGGAUGGGAGGACGUGGACCGAUUGUUGCUGGAGGAGUUCAAAGAUAUUGUCAACUUCUAUUAA
Messenger RNA from Penicillium odoratum, 4032 nucleotides. RefSeq lists its product as uncharacterized. NCBI's taxonomy places the organism in Eukaryota, Fungi, Ascomycota, Eurotiomycetes, Eurotiales, Aspergillaceae. The transcript is spliced from 9 exons. Gene Ontology annotation, molecular function: nucleic acid binding; ATP binding. The record is from RefSeq and is a predicted model, not a curated record. Bases 1 to 4032 code for a protein of 1343 amino acids.